CCUUUGAUGGGCAUGCACUACAACCACUUCAGUAUCACUUGGUGCAGUGAUCACUUUGCUAUUAGACCGCCGCCGCCCUUCGAGCCCUCCCAGCAGCACCUUCCUCAUGACCACCGCCGCUCAGUUCGACGUGGUCUGGCGCCAGGACGCGCUGGGCCUGCGCUUCACGCCCAACGAGAACGACAUGCCUGUCGUGUGCCAAGUGCCGCCGAACGCUUGUCCCGCGGUUCUGGCGUCUCCAUUGGCCGUCGGCGACGUACUCGUAGGUUUCGAUCUGCAACUUCAGGACCAACCGGACGGCAUGCAACCUGUUAGGGCAUUCGAUCAAUUAGUGACGGUAUUGCGCCGUGCUAAGCUGCCAGUCACUCUGCGUUUCCAAUCGCGGGAGAAUGAAGUCCCAUCAAGAAUCGUCGAGUCCGACGUGGCGCGUCACUACACCUUUACAUGGGCAGCACAGUCACCAUUGGGCGUGUCCUUGGCCAUGGAUCCAUGCGCUUUACACGCUGCAAUCACAGCUAUCGACCCCAACAAGAUCUCGCCAGCUUUCCAGAACCUCAAACCGGUUCUGGGUGACGUGCUGGUCGCUAUCUCCCCUGACAAUAACGAAGGAGAAGCCACACGUCUCGACGAGAUGCGCUUCGAGGACGUCAUCCAGACACUACGUCAGUUCCCGAAACCAUGUCGUCUAACCUUUGCGAGACUCGUGGAGGAGACGCCGUCCGACUCAUCCGGAUCAGAGGAAGACAAUGUGCUUUUCCCUUCAAAGCCAGUAGUUACCCGCCCGAAGGCCACCUCAUCUUCGAGUGACAGAGGCGAGGAAGCCACCGACAUUUUGAAGCCUCCGUUCCUCACACGUCCACUGCAGAUACGUCCCAAGUCUCGAUCCAGAGCGGGGUUACCACCUCCGAGGAAGCAACUACCCAUUUCGAUGCGUCAGAGCUUCCGUAUUGACGCCCCCAAGCCGACUGCUACUCCUACCUCUGGUGACAGUAGACCUCAUGCUAGUUCGACCUCGUCCAACGAUGGCAGACCCCACUCUGGCUCAAACGCCGAUGACAGGGGAUUCUACACGGUCAUGUACAGUGGAGGAGCUGUGGGCUUGCAGCUACGCGACUGCACGCAAGACGACAAGAGUCUCACCAAGAGCAAUGACAAGACUAAUCGUACGAAUGGCUACACUGUGGCGAUCCGGAACGUGACAGACCCGAAAUCUGCCCCCGGUCUGGAGAUCGCGACGCCCGACGACCUGCUCAUGGCUAUUGGCCAGAAGGAUCUGCAGCACAUGUCGUUCGAAGAAGUGCGCAAGGAGCUUGGGGCCAUCCAGACACCUACACGGUUGCUGUUCAAGAAACGCAAGCGCGUCGUGGGCAAUUCGUCGGGUGGUUCGCUAGUCGACACGUUGUUGCUCUUCCUCGUGUAAUAACUCGAACGAGUUACCAAAACAAACGUAAAAUGCAUUGAAACAGCCAGCAGAUCGUGCCAAACGGCAAAGGAUACUCAGAUUUUGUUUGCUUUUCAUUUUUUUUGGUGUGAAAUCGUCAAUGAAAAUAUAAAAUUCUGGCUUGAAUAAUGAACUCU
Molecule: messenger RNA, 1578 nt
Organism: Phytophthora nicotianae INRA-310
Lineage: Eukaryota; Oomycota; Peronosporomycetes; Peronosporales; Peronosporaceae
Exons: 1
Coding region: 107-1420 (437 amino acids)
Source: RefSeq, a predicted model, not a curated record